Molecule: messenger RNA, 693 nt
Organism: Sphenostylis stenocarpa
Lineage: Eukaryota; Viridiplantae; Streptophyta; Magnoliopsida; Fabales; Fabaceae
Source: the annotation of a GenBank genome assembly
AUGAAUCCAAACAGACCAGCCAAACACGUCAUAACAAAACAAAACUUAGUGGACCCCACGUCAUGUCCCACUCCCUCUACUGCACACUCCUCUUCCCAAUGUCACUACACGGCUACUUUCUACUCACCGCAACGCAACCUUAAAUACGAUACACUCCAAGGUUUUUUCUGCUUCACUUCUUCAACUCCCUUAUUCCUUCCAGCCAAGGAAAUAUUGGUUGGAGGUAAGACUGAUGCUUGGAGGAUUCCAACCUCUGAAUCAGACUCACUCAACCAAUGGGCAGAAAAAUCUCGUUUCCAAGUUGGCGACUUUCUUGUUUGGAAAUAUGAUGGUGGGAAAGACUCAGUUUUGCAAGUGAGCAAAGAGGAUUAUGCCAACUGCAGCAUCUCAAACCCCAUAAAGGAUUACAGUGAUGGGACCACCAAGGUGAAGCUUGACCAUCCUGGGCCAUUCUACUUCAUCAGUGGGGCAAAGGGUCACUGUGAGAAGGGUCAGAAACUGGUUGUAGUGGUUUUGACUCCAAGGGGAAGGUCCAGUGCCAUUGUUUAUUCACCAGCACCUGCUCCUGCACCAUCUUCAUCUUCAGAGUUUGAAGGUCCUGCCGUUGCUCCCACUAGCAGUGCCACUGCUUUGCAUGGGGGCUUUGUGAUUGUGGCCCUCGGAGUGGUUGCAGUGUGGGGGUUUUCUAUGUGA